Messenger RNA from Haemorhous mexicanus (house finch), 8031 nucleotides. RefSeq names its product SAM and SH3 domain-containing protein 1-like. Gene Ontology annotation, molecular function: protein binding. Bases 48 to 4085 code for a protein of 1345 amino acids. The record is from RefSeq and is a predicted model, not a curated record. Lineage: Eukaryota; Metazoa; Chordata; Aves; Passeriformes; Fringillidae. The transcript has 20 exons.
CUGGCUUCAGUGCUGAAAGUUGCAAUCGUUAUUAUUUUGGAGCCAGCAUGUGCACCAACAUAGUCUACGAGUGGCUGAAGACCCUGCAGCUCCCCCAGUACGCGGAGUCCUUCGUCGAUAAUGGCUACGACGACCUGGAGGUCUGCAAGCAGAUCGGCGACCCGGACCUGGAUGCCAUCGGCGUGGCCGUGCCCCACCACCGGCGCCGAAUCCACGAAGCCGUGCGGCGGCUGAAGGAGGCGGACGAGAGGGCGGCGGGGCUCUACUUCACCCUGGAGCCACCGCCGCCGUCCCCCGCCCCCGCCGGGCGCUGCCCCCGCCGGGCGGGGGGGCCGGAGGAGCCGCGGCGGGGGGCGGCCCCCAGGGCCCGGCCCGGCGGGCGGCGGGGGGCGGCCGGUGGCGGGGGGCUGGUUGCGUACCCCAGGCUGAAGCUGAAGAUCAUGAUCCGGGACAAGCUCAUCCGCGACGGCAUCAACCUGAGUAAGCCGCCCUACUCCAACAAGGACGGGUCACUGGGAAAUAUUGAUGAUCUGGCACAGCAGUAUGCAGACUACUAUAACACCUGCUUCACAGAUGUGUGUGAGAGGAUGGAAGAGCUGCGCAAGAGGAGAGUUUCCCAAGACCUUGAUUUGGAGAAACCUGAUACCAGCCCCACAUCUCUACAGCUGCGAUCCCAGAUUGAGGAGUCACUUGGUCUCAGCAGCACUGCAUCAACACCUGACACUGAAAGAAAGCUCUCCAUUCAUAAAUCAAGUUCAGAAGAAGGCUCUGUAGGGAAAGCAGACUGGAAAAAGAAAAAUAAGUUUUUUUGGCAGAAUUUCCGAAAGAACCAGAAAGGACUAAUGAGGCAGACUUCAAAAGGAGAGGAUGUCGGUUAUGUGGCCAGCGAGAUCACAAUGAGUGAUGAGGAACGGAUUCAGCUGAUGAUGAUGGUGAAAGAGAAGAUGAUCACCAUUGAGGAAGCACUUGCUAGGCUGAAAGAGUAUGAAGCCCAGCACAGGCAGUUGAGUGCUGUAGAUGCUACAGAAUGGCCUGAUGGCUCUUACUCGACACUUGAUGGGUCUUCCAAUUGUAAUUCAAGAGAACAAUCCGAUGAUGAAACAGAGGAGUCGGUGAAGUUUAAGAGGUUGCACAAGCUGGUGAAUUCUACUCGCAGAGUCAGGAAGAAACUCAUCAGAGUUGAAGAAAUGAAAAAACCCAGCACAGAAGGUGUGGAAGAGCACUCACUUGACAACUCUCCUAUACUGGAUGACAGAUCAGCACUUUACUCUGGAGUUCACAAGAAGCAAUUCUACUUUGACAGCUCCUGUGAAAAGCAGCCAGAGGACGACUCGGACUCACUCACUACUUCUCCCUCAUCCAGCAGUCUUGAUACGUGGGGAGCUAACCGGAAGCUGGUGAAGACCUUCAGCAAAACUGAUAGCCGUGGCCUUAUCAAGCCUCCCAAGAAACUUGGGACAUUUUUCUCUUACCCAGAAGAGGAGAAGUCCCAGAAAGUUUGCCGCUCCUUGACAGAUGGGGAAAUGAAGAAGAGCCUCGGCUCACUGAGCCAUGGGAGAACCUGUAGCUUUGGAGGCUUUGAUUUGACAAAUCGUUCCCUUCAUAUUGGAAACAGUUCUGACCAAAUGGGCAAAGAAGGAGACUUUGUUUAUAAAGAAGUGAUCAAAUCACCCUCUGCCUCCCGAAUAUCUCUGGGCAAAAAGGUGAAGUCUGUAAAAGAAACUAUGAAGAAAAGGAUGUCAAAAAAAUACAGCAGCUCUUUGUCUGAACAGGAGUCCAGCCCUGGGAUCGUGCCGGGUUCCCCACAGUCGCCACCACCAGACACUGACUCCCUGGACAAACCCAAGCUGAAAGCUGGUGGCUCAGUGGAGAGCCUGAGGAGUUCCUUAAGCGGUCAGAGCUCAAUGAGUGGUCAGACAGUGAGUACGACAGAUUCCUCAACCAGCAACAGGGAGAGUGUGAAAUCAGAAGAUGGUGAUGAUGAAGAGCCUCCUUACAGAGGACCUUUUUGUGGAAGAGCCAGGGUUCACACUGAUUUUACUCCGAGUCCUUAUGAUACAGAUUCUCUGAAGCUCAAGAAAGGGGACAUCAUUGAUAUAAUCAGCAAACCCCCCAUGGGCACUUGGAUGGGUCUGUUGAACAACAAAGUUGGCACCUUCAAAUUUAUCUAUGUGGAUGUGCUAAAUGAAGAGGAAGAGAAGCCGAAGCGGCCCACCAGGAGACGUCGAAAAAGCAGACCACCCCAGCCCAAGUCAGUUGAGGAUCUCUUGGAUCGCAUCAAUUUGAAGGAGCACAUGCCCACUUUUCUGUUCAACGGUUAUGAAGAUCUGGAUACCUUUAAGCUUUUAGAAGAAGAAGAUUUGGAUGAACUGAACAUCCGAGAUCCUGAGCACAGAGCUGUUCUCCUCACAGCAGUGGAACUUCUUCAGGAAUAUGAUAGUAACAGCGACCAGUCAGGAUCUCAGGAGAAACUUCUCAUUGAAGGCCAAGGCCUAAGCGGAUGCUCUCCUCGGGAUUCUGGCUGCUACGAAAGCAGUGAAAACCUGGAAAAUGGUAAAACUCGAAGGACCUGUCUUCCGCCCUCUAAAUCAGCAAUUGAGCAUAGCUUUAGAGAUUUCAGCAGAAACCAGCUAUCAAAUUAUCCCACUCUUCCACUGACCAAGUCAAUAGAAACUCUGCAGCCAGGGGAAAAAGAAAGCCGGCUGGGUUGUGCACAUCGUGCUCUGAAGAGUUCUGUCAAGCCUCCGGCCGUCACGGCUCUGAAGAAGAACCGCAGAAGUUUACCAGUUGCUGUGUGUCGAAGCUAUGAAACUCUGGAUGGCCCCCAGGGUGUAGAUACAUGGCCAAGAUCUCACUCACUGGAUGAUCUCCAGGGAGAACCCAAUACCAACUUACAGGAUGCUAACAAGAAAGUAGGUUCUUUUCCUCAGGAUUCACUGGAUAUAGCUAAAAAGGCAACUAGCUCUGCCUUGCUGCCUCAGUCUCAUGGAGGCAGCUGUAAGGUAGAUGAUGUCAUGGCUAAGCAGGGCAAAGGAGCUGCUAAUUCUCAGAAGGGAAGAGCUAAGGAAUUGAGCUGCUCUGUAAUGGAGACUGCAGGUGGAAAGCCUGCUCCGUUCCCCCUAAAAAACUGUGAAGCUCAGCCUGCCUUAGUGAUGCAUCAUGCAACAAGGACACCUCUGGAAAUACAGAGUAAAGGAUUUCAUGACCUUGCACGGGCUGAUUAUGCUCCAGUCCUCAAGGGAGGUCUAGAAGCUGAGCACAAAAGCACAAAUGAGGCAAGAAUGCAACCAAAAAAUCCUUCUCAGCCACCGCCUGUCCCUGCCAAAAAAUGCCGAGAACGCCUUUCUAAUGGAUUAUAUCAUCCUCCCACGACCACAAGUGGAAACCACUCAAGUUUAGAAGCACCAUGUUUGCCAGUAAAAAAGACCAGCUCAUCCAGUCCCAUUGAUUGUCAUGGAGUACCUGUCCAUAGGACAUCUUCUGAACAGGAGCCCAGUAGCCCUCCUAGCCCGCUGCCGCCGUGGCUGUCGGAGCUCCCAGAGACUGCUAGUGUUCAGCAGCAUGUGGUAAAGCUUGGUCCUGCAUCAGCAAGGAAAGUCUCUUGCAGCAGAGGGAUGGAUCUGGAAAUGGUGAUAGAAAACAAGCUGCAAUCUGAAGACAUUGAUCUUACUGAAGAGCCGUACUCAGACAAGCAUGGUCGCUGUGGCAUUCCUGAGGCUUUGGUACAAAGGUACUCUGAAGACUUAGAGCAAGCUGAAAAGGAUGUGGCUACAAACAUGGACCAAAUCCGGGUAAAGCAGCUGAGGAAACAGCAUCGCAUGGCAAUUCCAAGUGGAGGACUCACAGAAAUUUGCCGUAAACCUGUAUCCCCAGGACUCAUCACCUCUGUGUCUGACUGGCUGAUUUCCAUUGGUCUGCCUAUGUAUUCCAGCCUGCUCACAGAAGCAGGAUUCAACACACUGAGCAAAGUGCCUUCUCUGUCACAAACUUGCCUUCAAAAAGCUGGCAUCACAGAGGAAAGGCACAUAAGCAAGCUCCUGGCAGCAGCAAGACUCUUCAAACCUCUUGAUCCAGAGGCAAUUUAACAUGCUCCAUAGUGUGACAUUGCCUGGUCGAGAAUCCACUGCUUCUUCCUGCACCAGUACCACUCUAAUCACUUCACAUAGCUAAAAGGAUCAAGAAAGUGGCUCCCCAGGACAGGCAGAUAUCUUCUUCAAAGGAUAUGAAAGUAUUUGGCCACUGAAGGAGAAGAGAGGCAACCACCAGGUAACAUAGAUGUGGUACUUCCCUCCCCCCUCACUCCCAUCUAAAGUAUUCCUAUUUCAUAAACUGCACAGGGUUGGCCUGAGAAUCAGACAGCUUCACAGAAUUAAGGGACCCUUGCACAUUUUCCUCAAGUUUGUGAUAGUGAUACUAGUAACAGGUCUUUUGUACAUCUAGGUUCCAGGUACCUGAAAUCAGUUCUAAAGACCAGGUACAAACCAAGGUGCAAAUUCCAGUAGAAGCUCUUUGGCAAAUGUCUUUUGUUUAUUUCAGCAGUCUAGAGCUAAACACAAAGCCCUCCCAGUCAUCUUUGCUGUUGCUUGGUGUAGGUCCCAGUUGCUACGAAGCCUUUAGCUAGGCUGAAGUUGAUGGACUGAAAUUAGUUUUCAGUGUGGUCCAUCUCUGUCACUUCACUGCAACUAACCCACAGAGAGUCAGAAAGCUUCUUUUUAUUUGUACAGAGCUGAGGUCAUUUUUAUAACUGCUUUCUAGCAAUCAGCUUUUUAUUUGCCUUAAAAUAAGCUUUUAAGCAGUUACCUAGUGUUCACUUUACCUGUUUUCACAUUUCCCAAGCCUUGUUUCAACCUGUCACACUUAAGUUGCAUUUAGGGUGAUUUCCAGCUGAAGUAGCUUCUAUAAAAUGCCUCAUCAUAACAUCUCCUGUGUUGUAGAGGUGCUUUUACAAAUGCAGGGAUAUGCUAGGUUUUGGUUGUCAGGUUAACUCCUUUUUCACUACAGUUUGCAUUUACUGUUGUUACUAAACUGUUCCAAGAUAUACUGCCUUGUAUAUAUGUAACUGCUUUUCAUUUUAAUCAUAAUCUGUGUACUGUGUUAUAUUGUCAAUCAUUAUGCUACAGCUUUGACUUGGUAUCCUGACCAUAUUGAUUCCAAACAGUGGGUUUCUGCAAAUGAAAAUUCACUUGCAUUGAAAAAGCAAAUUGUGUCCCAUAGAAAUCAUUAGACCCAGUAAUUCCAUUGCAUGGACAAGAAAAUUCCUAGAUAGUCUCAUGAAUAACACUGUGAUUUUUAGAACACACCACUGCAUUACUAUUACCUCUUACUGGAAAGAGCAUUGUUCUGGCAAAUGUGAUGAACCAUUUUUCAUGAUGCAAUGAUAUUUUUCUGCCUAGCUCCAUGUGAAACAUUCCAGUCGCAUAUGUGACUAAAUGACAGAUUUUAUUUUUCUAUAUUGGGUACAUGUUUUGUAUACCAAAUGAAUAGCACAUAACCAGCUUUUUAUUUGGGGUCUAUAUAUGGUGUGUCCUUCAGCUUCUUGUUGUAGUGCAGAUGCUCCAUGGAAGACACAGCAAGCUUAGUGUGGCCAGUAAAGGGAGAUAGAAUAGAAACCUGGGCACAGACCGGGAUGUGUGGCUGUUUCCACUAUCGGUUCUGACAUCAAUUUACUGUAUAAAACCAGACAAGGCACUUCACUAUUUGGUGCCCCAAUUAUCCCAGUCUCAUACUGAACUAAUGACUUCUGAUAGAAUGCUGUCAGAUUGAUGAAUGAAAGAUUGUGGUUACUCCAUGAUUCCUUACUAUAUCUGGCCCUUUCCCAGUUCAUGUUUUAAGUGGAUGAGUAUGCAUUUUACUGCAGAUGAUAACUAAUUUGCCUUCUGGUAGAAUUGAUAGCUAUUGGGUUUACUUCCCAAAUUUUGUACUUCACUAGUGUCUAUUGACACCAUUAUAUGAAGGCAACUAAGUUACUGAUGAAACUUGAAAUUGUUCUCAAGCAAAGCUCUUUAAUAUUCUCCUUGGUGUCUGAUAAGCAGCAUGUUCUGAUAUGACAGAAUCAGGAGAGAUAGAGCAGACAUGUUUUGUACAGCUGGUGAAAAUCUGUGCAGCCUCGCCUCAAGUCCCAUGUGCAGUUUUGGGCACCAGAAUAUAAAAAUUACAUUAAGCUAUUGGGGAGCAUCCAAAGGAGGGCCAUGAGGAUGGUGAAGGGUCUGGAGGGGAAGCUUUGUGAGGAGCAGCUGAGUCUGUUCAGCCUGGAGGAAACUGAGGGGAGACCUCAUUGCACAUCCUCAUGAGAGGAAGCAGAGGGGCAGGUACUGAUCACUCUGGUAACCAAGGGAACAGCCUCAAGCUGAGUCAGGGGAGGUUUAGGUUGGCUAUCAGGAAAAGGUUCUUCAUCCAGAGGAUGGUUGGGCACUGGAACAGGUUCCCCAGGGAAAUGGUCACUGCUCCAAGCCUGUCUGAGUUCAAAAGAUAUUUGGACAAUGCUCUCAGGGACAUGGUGUGACUCUUGGAGAUGGUGCUGUGCAGGACCAGGAGUUGGACUUGAUGGGUUCCCUUUUGUAGCUCAGUAUAAUCUAAGAGUCUAAAAAAUAAAAUAAUUUUUUUUUAAUUAAGUUUUUUUAAUAAUUAUUAUUUUUCUCUUGUUCCUCUCUGAGGCUUACAUGGUGACUAUCAGUAAGCAGGAGAUGGAAAGAGUAUUGAGACUUCCUGGGAUUGCUAGCAGGGAUCAGAACAGAGUAGAAGUAAGUGGACAGCAGUUAUAUUGCAGCGAGGGAAAAGUCCAAGCUGACUAUAGCAAUAAAAAAGGAAAUAAAUUUCCUUGUGUUGCAGGGAAGAUAAGUCGUAUAAUAAAGCUCUCCCAUAUUAAUCACUUCCCCCUCUCUUACUAAUAGAAAGAGAAUUAUGGGAAUAAGCUGAACCUGUUUGCCAAACUCUCUUUGUAAAUCCAUUCUUUUUAAAUGAUUAUGUGACCCAGGGAAACCAAAUCACACCCAUCAGGACUGGAGUGAGCAGUUUGAGAUUUAUGAGUUUUAAUAUUUGUUUUCUUUUCUUUUAUAAACUGUGCUUUGUAGUCUUACUUGAAUUGCAAUUUUAGUUUCUAUUCUAAUCAAAAAAAGCCUUAAGCUUCUCAGUGUUUGAGCUUCCCUGCUGUGGUUUCAGUGACCUGCGGCAUUCCCCAAGCAGGUGAGGUGGCGCAUUGCGAGAGCCAUAACCUCUUGCAUCUUCUUGCAACCGUCAGUGCUCUAAGCAAAAGUUCACUCAUUAACUCUUGGAAAGCACAGAAGAAACCUGCUGCUGGAAUCUUCAUCUGCUCUGCUCAUGCUCACCAUGUUAAGUAUCUAUCCAUUGUAUCUUAGUAACUCAAACAGCUAUUUAACAAUAGAAUCAGCAAGCCCAAAAUAUUACCAAAUGCAGUCAUAAUCAUAUGCUUUGAUCAAUAACCUGCUGUUGCUACCCAGGUGGCAAUUCCCUGUGCUCUUCUAUGAGCCUGGUUGUGGAUGCAGACUGGGAGCAUGAUCAGAAGCAUUAAACGUUGCAUUAUUCAAACAGGCCAUCAUGUCUAAGAGCAGCAAUAGUGGUCGAUUCACCAAGUCACAGCUGUGCAGUUGUACUGUAUUAUUUUUAGAAUAAAUAAUACUUUCAGUCCAAGAUACUUUUAGCAUUAAUUGACACCCUUUGGGGAAUCAAAACUGUCAAGCAAGUUAUGUAACAACUAACAAAGUUGCACUUUCUGUAUAUGAAAUCAAUAUUUAAAUAACUUAUUUUUCUCCAUUUGCUGUUCUUAAAUGAUGUAAGUAGCUGUAAUAUACCAGUACUCAAUAUGUCCUGCAGUUUGCUUCAACCCAAGAAAGCUGUGUAUUGUAAAGAAAAAAAAAAAAAACAAAACAAAAUAUGAAUGUGUAAAGAUUAUUGUGCUGUUUCAUUUAGCAAAAAAAUGGUUGACAAAAGGGUUUUCCUGUGUAUCAAAACUUGUCUAUAAUUAUAUGUCAUACUGUUCAUAGAUAAAAAGUAAAUAAAUUUCCAUGGUCUCUC